Messenger RNA from Arxiozyma heterogenica, 966 nucleotides. RefSeq names its product putative pyridoxal kinase BUD16 (gene BUD16). The record is from RefSeq and is a predicted model, not a curated record. Gene Ontology annotation, cellular component: cytosol. Gene Ontology annotation, biological process: pyridoxal 5'-phosphate salvage. Gene Ontology annotation, molecular function: pyridoxal kinase activity. The transcript has a single exon. NCBI's taxonomy places the organism in Eukaryota, Fungi, Ascomycota, Saccharomycetes, Saccharomycetales, Saccharomycetaceae. The coding region runs from base 1 to 966 and encodes 321 amino acids.
AUGCCAAGAUUAUUAGCUACUCAAUCGCACGUGGUCCAUGGUUAUGUAGGAAAUAAGGCAGCUACCUUUCCAUUACAGUGUCUAGGCUGGGAUGUAGAUUGUUGUAACACAGUCCAAUUUUCAAAUCAUACAGGUUAUGGUAUGGAUAAGGUCUUUGGCAGCAUCACAAAAUCGGAUAAUCUUAACAAAUUAUUGUCUGGAUUAUUUCAAAAUUUUACACAUGAUUAUGAAGCUUUACUAUCAGGAUAUUUACCAAAUGCAGAUUCAGUGAGAUGCAUGGGGCAUCAUUACACUGAAUUUAAGAAACAGAAUCCGAAGACUUUAUGGCUAAUGGAUCCUGUAAUGGGAGAUGAAGGCAAGUUGUAUGUAAAUGAAGAUGUUAUACCAGAGUACAGAAAUUUGGCUCUAUCUGAAAGGGGUAUAGUAGAUAUAAUAACUCCAAAUCAAUUUGAAUUAGAAAUAUUAUGUGGCCAAAAAAUUGCCAAUUUUGAACAGCUUAAGAAUGCGUUACACUUUCUUCAUGAAAGUAUACCAAUUAUUAUAGUUACAUCAUGUGAUCCUAAGCUAUUCAAUGAUGAAGGACACAUUUAUUGUGUCGCGUCUAUGAGAGAUAAAGAGGCUAGUUUAUUCCGUAUUCCAUACAUUGAUUCAUACUUUACUGGGGUUGGUGACCUAUUUUCUGCAUUACUAUUAGAUAGAACUUAUAAACUUCUGAAUGAUGAGACUUCCACUCUAACAUUUGAAGACCAAAUUAACGAUGUAUUAAAUGUCAUCCAAAGGGUUUUGCUAGUUACUAAAAGUAUGGCACCAGAUAAUAUCAAGUCUACUAUAGGUUCUAUUGAAACAAUGAAAAUGAUGGAGUUGAAAAUCGUUCAAUGUAGAGAUUUAUUUGAUACUGUACCAUGUAAAAAUGCUAGAUUUGGAUCUGUUGUUAAGGAUGAAAAAUUCAUAAUUAAAAAAUUUUAA